CGCACAAUAGAAAACAUGCCCAGCUGUGGCGCCGCAGCUAGAGAUGCUGCGACAGGUCGUUCUUUCGCGCCUAUACGCAAGGCUUGGAGGUCCUGCUGUCUCUGCAGCGAGCGGUGGUCGCAGGGAGGUCGCUUCCAGUGUUCCUCCUUCGGGCAGCACCUCGCCCAGAGCUCUAAACAUCUUCGACAGGGAAUUGAAGAGGAAGCAGAAGAAUUGGGCUGCCCGGCAGCCCGAGCCCAUGAAAUUUGACUACCUGAAGGAGGAGAUUGGAAGUCAGAUUGCAGACCGUGUAUACGACAUAGCCAGAGAUUUUCCCCUUGCACUGGACAUAGGAUGUGGAAGAGGCUACAUAGCACAACAUUUGAAUAAGGACACUGUGGGAAAGAUCUUCCAAACAGACAUUGCAGAACAUGCUUUGAAAAAUUCCGUAGAAACAGAUAUUCCUACUGUGAAUAUUUUAGCUGAUGAAGAAUUCCUUCCCUUCCCAGAAAACACGUUUGACCUGGUGGUUAGCAGCUUAAGUUUGCACUGGGUGAAUGACCUCCCUAGAGCACUUGAACAGAUUCAUUAUGUCUUAAAACCAGAUGGAGUGUUUGUUGGUGCAAUGUUUGGAGGUGACACGCUCUAUGAACUCCGGUGUUCAUUACAGUUAGCAGAGACAGAAAGGGAAGGAGGCUUUUCCCCACACAUUUCUCCUUUCACUGCUGUCAAUGACCUAGGGCAUCUGCUGGGAAGAGCUGGCUUCAACACUCUGACUGUGGAUACUGAUGAAAUUCAAGUUAACUAUCCUGGAAUGUUUGAAUUGAUGGAAGAUUUAAAAGGAAUGGGUGAGAGCAACUGUUCUUGGAACAGAAAAGCCCUGCUGCACCGAGACACAAUGCUGGCAGCUGCGGCGGUGUACAGAGAAAUGUACAGCAAUGAGGAUGGUUCCAUUCCUGCCACAUAUCAGAUCUACCAUAUGAUAGGAUGGAAAUACCAUGACUCUCAGGCAAGGCCAGCUGAAAGAGGUUCGGCAACCGUGUCAUUUGGAGAUCUAGCAAAACUAAAUAAUACCAUGUCACAGGGGAAAAAAUAAUAAACAUUUGAUUCAAUUGUAA
Molecule: messenger RNA, 1097 nt
Organism: Rattus rattus (black rat)
Lineage: Eukaryota; Metazoa; Chordata; Mammalia; Rodentia; Muridae
Gene: Ndufaf5
Product: NADH:ubiquinone oxidoreductase complex assembly factor 5
Exons: 11
Coding region: 44-1075 (343 amino acids)
Biological process (GO): mitochondrial respiratory chain complex I assembly
Cellular component (GO): mitochondrion
Molecular function (GO): S-adenosylmethionine-dependent methyltransferase activity
Source: RefSeq, a predicted model, not a curated record